AUGACUACUAUUUGGCUACACGGUUACGCCACAACUGCGACGUCUAUUUUCAUUCCCGGAUCUAUAUUCUAUGACGUGUUCAAGAACUUUCACAAAGCGCGUCUGGACCUUGGCAAGGCAAAAUACCCUACCCUCACCACACAACUACUCACACUUCAUGAUCGCAUGUUGCUUACUACAGCCGCCUUGGCUCUGGGCGUUGCAGUCUUUCGGGCGCAGCCGAACCAGCACCAAUGCCGAUGCCGACCCUCAGAACCAUGCUGGCCGAGUGCAGAUCAAUGGGACGUCUUCAACAAGUCGAUAGGAGGAAACCUGGCCAGGAUUCGACCCGUGGCCUCUGUAUGUCAUGGCCCAGAGUAUGACGCUGCUGCUUGUACGGAUUUGUCAAGCCUGGCACGCGACAGCGGAUGGCGAGCCUCUAACCCUGGUGAGUCCCUCCCGAUUCCCCAUACAGUGAUGGAGUGCAAGAAAGCUAAUGAGCUCAUUCCCUGGCAUGAAGCAACACUACAAGACUGGGUAUGGGAGAGCAAUGGUCUCGUUGAGGAGGUUUGCCAUGUUGUGACGUCCCGCGGGGAAUCUCAACAAUCGGCAUGUCACCAAGGCAGACUUCCUCUGUAUUCGGUAACGGUUCAAUCUAUUGCUCAGAUUCAGUCUGCCGUCAGAUUCGCCAAAAAGCACAGUCUUCGUCUUGUGGUUAAGAAUAGUGGCCAUGACUGCGCUGGACGGUCGAGUUCUCCCGACUCAUUCCAAAUACAUACCAAUCUGCUCAAAGGAAUCACCUAUCAUGACAACUUUGUUUCUCAAGGUUCCGCUGCUAAAGGCUCCGGGCCGGCGGUUACGUUGGGUGCUGGAGUCAUGCAUUGGGAAGUGUAUAGCGAUGGUGUGAAGAACGACUACACCAUUGUUGGAGGCGAAUGUCCAACUGUUGGUGCUGUGGGCGGAUUCUUGCAAGGCGGCGGCGUGUCGAGCUUCCACAGCUUCACAAAAGGCCUUGCAGUGGACAACGUCUUGGAAUAUCAAGUGGUGACUGCCGAUGGUGAGCUGGUUUCAGCAAACGAAAACCAGAAUCAAGACUUAUUCUGGGCUUUGAAAGGAGGAGGCGGAGGUACCUUUGGGGUUGUUGCUCAAGCUACAGUUCGCGUGUAUCCUGAUGAUCCUAUCACGGUCGCCGCCAUUAGCAUCUCGACGUCUCUCACAAACAGACAAUUUUGGACUGAAGGAGUCAGUGAGCUUCUACGCCUCUUGCGGUUUUUCAACCAGCAAGGCUUUCCCGGUCAGAUCGUCGUAAUGGGUCCGAACCAAGGUUCAGUCCAGGCCACCUUGGAAUUCCACUUUGCGAACACGACCGACGAAUCAUACGUGAAUGAAUUGCUCAAGUCACAAAUCAGGCCUCUGGGGAAUCAUCAAAUUUCGACAAACUUGGCUACUCGGGUGCAGAAAAAGGCAAGUUCCGAGGUCCGACUUAGGCCAGAUAUUUAUCCACCGCAGUACGGGAUUGUACAAGGGUCCGUCCUGAUCUCUGAUGGACUUUUCAAUUCUGCCAAUGGUCCACCUCUGAUUGCAAAGAACUUGUCCAACUUGAAACUGGGGCCAAAUGAUAUUCUUUUCACUAGUAAUCUUGGUGGUCGUGUUAUGGAUAACAGCGAUAUCGAUAUCCCCCUUCAUCCAAAUUGGCGCUCUGCAGCCCAAUUGGUCACUUUGGUACGAGCGGUCGAACCGUCAAACCAGGGGAAGCUGGCCGCAUUAGAAACCCUUCACUCACAUGAUAUGCCCAUUCUGUACUCACUGGAACCCAAUAAUAAGGUAUCGUAUCGUAAUUUGGGUGAUCCCUCGGAGAAGGACUUUCAGAACAGAUACUGGGGCACAAACUACAAGCGCCUCGCCUCUAUUAAAGCAAGAUGGGACCCGGACGAAUUAUUCAUCACUAGACUUGGGGUAGGAAGUGAAGCUUGGGAUACGGAAGGAAUGUGCAGAAGGUCUCGUGGCCUCGUGGCUCGGGUUAUUGAGCUGCUCCGACUCUCGGGGAGAUGGACACUGGAUAAUUUUCUCCUUUGA
This is a messenger RNA of Metarhizium acridum CQMa 102, 2055 nucleotides long. RefSeq lists its product as uncharacterized. NCBI's taxonomy places the organism in Eukaryota, Fungi, Ascomycota, Sordariomycetes, Hypocreales, Clavicipitaceae. Gene Ontology annotation, molecular function: oxidoreductase activity; FAD binding. The record is from RefSeq and is a predicted model, not a curated record.